AAAAUUGUUUAACUAUUCCAAUUUUUUUCUUUUUCCUUACUAGCGCACUUUUUUUAAAUUUAUUUUUCCUCUAGUUUAACUUCAAAUAAAGUGUUUCUUCCAUUAUUUCUUUUGAUAAUAUAUAAUAACUAAAAAUAAAACAUGACCAAACUUAUCUCAGAAUACUUAUUUCCAUUAAAAAUAUGAAAAUUUUGUCUAAUACUUAUCUGAUUAGUACAACGCACAGUACGUUAUAUUAUACUAAUUUGCAAAUUCGGCACAGCCGUAUUCCCCCCCUCCCAAUGUAAUACAUGUACAAAAAACGCAAAAUUGACUCGCCACUAAUCUCGUGCGCGUUAUUAAAUAAAAACAUCACAUCAUGACUGCUGUAGCAUUGCGCAGGCAUUGACUGCUGUAUAGAUUAUUUGUCGAUUAUUUGUCAAUGCUGGGUCAGUACUGACUAACAGAAUCUCGGCCAACAUCUGAUUGCAGUAGCAUUGGCCAAUCAUUGGCUACGUUGUCACUACUGAAGACCCUCCCUACUAAGCUUAAUUAAUAAUAUUUUUAACGCAUUUAAUUUAUUAGAAUUACGUUAAGCUGGCAUGCAAUCUAAGGCGCGUUCGGCAAGAUGCUAUUAGGGCUAUCAGCAUCAGUCUAUUCUUGUUCUACUUUUAUUAAGUAAUGAAGAUGGACUGAUGCUGGUAGCGCUGAUAACGUCUGACCGAACGCACCCCUAAAGUUAUAAAAUUGCAGAAGUACUACGUUGCUUUCUAUUCUGUGUGAUACACCAAGAAGAAUUUACAACUCUCGCGCUUGUCGGAGUAUUUUGUGCGUUUCCAGAAAGCUUUACUAUUUUCUUCCAAUAUAUUCUGUAUCGCGAACGUGAAUAUAAUUAAUAGCUAUACUUACUCGUGAAAUCGCUCAUUAACAACAAGAGUCGAAAAUGGAAGAGAUUCAUAUCCAAAUGAGAGACAACUUGCCUUCAAUAGAGCAUAUCUUACGUCCAAUAACAUAUACCUCCUGGCUUCUGGGUGCCGGUGUUGCACAUCCGCGCAAAUAUCCCAAGAUUGUCACGAUAAUCCUACGUAUAAUAUAUUUGGCCCUGUGUUUUACUGGCAUGAUAUUCCACUCGAAACAUACGAUCAAUAUCAAAGAUAUCUUCAAAAACGUAUACAACCUUUUAAACUUUAUUAAAUUGGUGAUUAGUUAUGUAUCUACGUAUUAUUGGAUUUACCAAGUGAUAAAGCAAUACGACAAGUGGCCGGAGCUAAUGGAUAAAAUAAAAGAGUUAGAACGGAGGAUUAGAAGGGAAAUACCUAUAAAUGACAAGCCAGUAAAAAUCUUGGAAGCGUUAGCGAUUCUAGUGACGCUAAUUUGUUGUCCUUUGUGCAUAAUUGUGGACAUCUUGCACUAUUAUUUUACACAUCCAGAUAUGUACGAGAUAUUUUAUGCACGAGAUAUUUACGAUAUAAUACUUUACUAUAUGUUGGCUCAAUCCCUCAUCAACAGUUUUGUCUUUGACAUUGUUGUCUAUGUGCUGUAUUAUAGAUUACAAACGAUAAAUAAAUUGAUUGGCCAAUUGAAUGAGCUAUCUGACGCGUUUAAGAUUAGACGCAUCCGAGAAAUGCAUAAUGGUAUUUGUGACCUUUUUAUCAUGGUAAAUGAUAUUUAUGGUUUUAAUCUUCUCAUCUGUUCGGUGAACUGUCUUGCUAUGGUUCUAUUUGAACUAUCCGCAAUCUACUUGGUAGUUACGGAAAAUAAUACGCCUUCGUUGAUGUAUUAUGUUUAUAUUAUUACUUGUUUGAUUUUGUACAUCACGCAAUUUGGUCUGAUGUGUUGGAAUUGCACGCUUGCGCGUCGAGAAUUCCACAAGACUGGGAUAAUUAUAUAUGCAAUUGUAUUGAAUUUUAAACAUGCGAAUUUUGAAUUAAAAGGUAGGAGGAGUCAAUCAAAUUUAGAAAUGAGAACAUUAUUGGAAGGUCCAAACAGCUGGCAAAAUUCUGUUUGGAACACCAGUCACUAUCUGAACAACAUCGUCGUAGAAAAUUUGCAACGUCGUCGUACAGAAAAUCUACGCAAAAACUUGAAUUGUGAAAGUAGAAACGAGAUAAAUGAUUUUUUGAUUCAAUUACAACAUCGUCAAAUAAUUUUUACGGCCUGUGAUUUCUUCAAAAUAAAUAAUGGAGCGUUUAGUGGUUUUAUUGGCAUAAUCAUCGCUUACAUGACAAUCUGUAUUCAAUUUUAUGAACGUCCACAGAAAUAACUUCUAAAUAAUAAAGUAUAGCAAAUUUUGUUUGUGAGGGAUACAGCGAGCUGUAGCUAAUGUGUCGCAAUAUACGCAAUUUAAUGUAUCAGAAUUGCAAAUGUAGUAUGUCGUCUUUUAUUCUUACGUGAAAUAUAAAGGAGAAUUCAUGACGCUCG
Molecule: messenger RNA, 2400 nt
Organism: Monomorium pharaonis (pharaoh ant)
Lineage: Eukaryota; Metazoa; Arthropoda; Insecta; Hymenoptera; Formicidae
Exons: 3
Coding region: 923-2242 (439 amino acids)
Biological process (GO): sensory perception of taste
Cellular component (GO): neuronal cell body; membrane; axon
Source: RefSeq, a predicted model, not a curated record